CAUAAAACACCCUCAAACAGCACAAAACCACAAAAAUGACCAAAACAUUCACCCCCUUCAUAACCGGGCACAUAACCGCCUCCCAUCGCAUAGUAAUGGCCCCCCUAACCCGCCUCCGCGCCGACUCGCACAACAUCCAACUCCCCAUGACAAUCUCCUACUACACGCAACGCGCCGUUCACCCGGGAACAUUGAUAAUCAGCGAAGCAUGCACGAUCUCCCCCCGCACAGCGUCCUCCUUCCCGCACGCCCCAGGUAUCUGGAACGAGGAACAGAUCAAGCGGUGGAGGGAGAUUACCGACGCAGUACACGCGCGCGGAUGUUAUAUGUACUGCCAGAUCGUUGCCCCCGGACGCGCGGGAAUGCCCGAUGCUGCUGCGAGCAAGGGAUUUAGUGUUGAUGCGCCGAGCGCCAUCCCAAUUACUGGGAUGGCGACGCCGAGGGCGAUGAGCGAGGACGACAUCAAGUCGUCCAUUGAGGAAUUCGCACACGCAGCGCGGUGUGCGAUGGAGGCUGGUUUCGACGGCGUGGAGAUUCACGGCGCGAAUGGGUACUUGGUUGAUCAGUUUACGCAGGAUACUAGUAACCACCGGAAUGAUAUCUGGGGCGGGAGCGUGGAGAAUCGCAACCGGUUCGGUGUUGAAGUUGCGCGGGCUGUGAGCAGUGCUAUUGGGGCUGAGAGGACGGGGUACAGAAUUAGUCCGUGGAGUCGGUUCCAGGAUAUGCGGAUGGACGAUCCGGUUCCUCAGUUUACGGAGUUGACGAGAGCUCUUAAGGAGCUGGGGUUGGGAUAUCUGCAUAUCAUUGAGGCGCGGGUUACCAACAGUGAAGACAUCGAUACGCCUGAGCAGGUUGAUUUCGUGCUUGAUGUGUGGGGAGACCAUUCCGUCGUUCUAUUGGCAGGCGGGUUUACUCCGGACAAUGCGCAGCAUUAUCUAGAUGGGGUGUAUAAGGAUCGGAACGUGGCGCUGGUGUUUGGUCGGUAUUUCCUGUCGACGCCGGAUUUGGUGUACAGGAUGCAGAAGGGGAUUGCGCCGAAUGCGUACCAUCGGCCUUCGUUCUAUACACCGAUGCAGUUGGAGGGGUACUUGGAUUAUCCGUAUAAGGGCGACGACUCGUAG
This is a messenger RNA of Aspergillus glaucus CBS 516.65, 1121 nucleotides long. RefSeq names its product alkene reductase. The coding region runs from base 36 to 1121 and encodes 361 amino acids. Gene Ontology annotation, molecular function: NADPH dehydrogenase activity; FMN binding. The transcript is spliced from 2 exons. The record is from RefSeq and is a predicted model, not a curated record. NCBI's taxonomy places the organism in Eukaryota, Fungi, Ascomycota, Eurotiomycetes, Eurotiales, Aspergillaceae.